AUGGAUAGACACGAACCAUCAUCUAUUGACACAAUGACGUAUUUAAAUAAUGUCAAUAUUGUUGGUGUUGCUGAUCAGAGUUGGAAUGCCAAUAGAAAUGAACAAGUUGAGAGUAUUUAUUCUGACUUGCCAAGUUUGCGAAACUCUCCGUAUCACAAUGAAGAUAUUUCAAGCAUUUUUAAUAACGUCGUAGAGUAUGACACAAGUAAACACGAAUCAGAAACCUUCGAAUUCCAACCUGUUCGUGAUCUUAAGAAAUCUACAUCAACUUUAUUCUCAUCUAGCUCUGAUUCUGAAGACUCGACUGCAAGUAAGUCGAUUUUGACACAAGGGAACGUUUCCACAUUAGAACAAGACAACUAUGUCGUUUCUCUUGUGUCUGAAUUCCAGCUCCAUUUACCAGCCAAUAAUAACUCGCAACCAGAAAUAUCUGAAUUAGUUUUACCAAAAUCCAUCGAAAAUAGUGCAAAUGUAGAUGGCAAAUAUUUAAAAUCAGACUGUGAAGAUUUUUCACCAGAUGACAGUGGUGAUGAAUAUCGGCCAGCAAAACGCACUCGCAAAAUGUCUUCAUCUAGUUCAAUCAGUUCCUCUUCAUCGUCAUCAAGCUCAUCAUCAAGCAAGUCCACUUCUUUUCACUCUACUACACGCAGCUCCAACUUAAUGCAAUCUGGCGAGACUCUCGAGGUUAUAUCACAGCAAAAUAAUCAUUCCAGUAACAGUGUGAUGCCAAAUGAUGGAUCACCCCAAAAUACAGAUAAUAUUGUUCAAUCUCCUAAUAAAAUAAAAAGAAAAGGAACUUUACGCACUGUGAUCGAGGCUAAAACAAGUGAAGGCUUUCUAGGUAGUGCACCAAUGGAUAGUCGUGGCAAGCAUGAUCAUCAUAUUAAAACUGAUCCAGAAGUCUUGGACUCCGUUAGAGUUCAUAUAAACUCCAUAGCUAGGAUUGACAGUCAUUAUCUCCUUGCAAACACGAGUCGAGAAUACAUUGAUGGUGGUCUCACACUAGCUGAUUUACAUCGUGACUACAAAAACAUGAGAGAAUCCGAUAACAAAACUGCUGCAAACUACGAUUUAUACUGCUGA
Parnassius apollo (apollo) is the source of this 1083-nucleotide messenger RNA. The record is from the annotation of a GenBank genome assembly. NCBI's taxonomy places the organism in Eukaryota, Metazoa, Arthropoda, Insecta, Lepidoptera, Papilionidae.